GACAAAAAUAGAAAUAUUGAUGUGGAUGUUUACUGUAAUGGAUUUUAAAGAUUUCAGGCAAGCUGUUUUUCAGUUGAGUUCGGUUGGAAAUGACAAAAUGCAACAUCAGCGGACGUCCUAACUUGAAGAUUGUAAAUUUCAUCAAAAAACAUGCAAGAACCAACAACUUCAGAGGAAACAGGGACACUUCCAGGAAAAAUUUUUAAUGAUCCUAUAUGGGGUCCAAUAAAGAUGAAUCCUGUCUGCGUCAAGAUUAUCGACACUCCUGAGUUUCAAAGACUGAGAUUUAUAAAACAACUUGGAGGCUGUUCAUUUGUUUAUCCUGGUGCAUGCCAUACAAGAUUUGAGCACUCCAUUGGAACAUCGUAUCUAGCAGGACUUCUUGUUCGAACUCUCAAGGAUAACAUGUCUACAGAUCCAGGAUAUAAAAAUAUUAAUAAAAAUAUAUCUAUAGACGAAAAAGAUAUCCUGUGUGUAGAGAUUGCUGGGCUUUGCCACGAUUUAGGCCAUGGGGCGUUCUCACACUUGUUUGACUCGAUGUUUAUCCCUAGGAUGAAAGGAAAUUCAGAAUGGAAGCAUGAGGAGGCUUCCAUAAAGAUGCUUGAUAGGAUCUUCGACCAAAACAUGCAUGGUCUUCAAGAAUAUGCAAAAAUAUAUGGACUUGACCUGAAGAAAAAUUCAAAAGAUAGGCAAUUUAUUAAGGACUUAAUAAAGGGGAAGAAGAUCAAAAACAAAAUAGAUGCAAAAAAGGACUUUCUUUACGAGAUAGUUGCCAAUGAAGAGAAUAAAAUUGACGUAGAUAAAUGGGAUUACUUCUCUAGAGACUGUCAUAUGCUGGGUCUGACGCAUAACUUUCAGAUUAUGCGGAGCAUAAUGCUGGCUCGUGUCAUCAAAAAGAAGCGGGGACAUCGCAUUUCGUUUCCCGGAACGGAAUAUAUGAACAUUUUCGAUAUGUACCACGCACGCUAUACCCUCCAUCGCCGUGCUUACCAACAUCCGGUCAACAAAGCUGUUGAACUAAUGAUUACCGAUGCACUGGUUUUGGCUGAUGACAAUCUAACGUACAGCUAUAGAGAGGGGGCCAAACAGAAAAAAACGAAAUUGUCAAACACCAUUAAAAACAUGGAGGCAUAUAGUCUCGUCACAGACGGCGUCAUUGAUCGUAUUCGUUUUGAAAACUUCAAAAAUAAAAAAUUCAAGGAGGCUAAAGAGAUAAUUGAUAGAAUUUUCAGACGUGAUUUGUAUAAAUGUGGUGUGGAGAGAAGAGUUACAAGGGUAGAGGAGGUGAAGUGUAGCGAAAGCAGAGAAAAUAAAGAUAAAAUUAAGAAAUGGGAUAUCCAUAUAGAGCCAACAGUCUUCAGUUACGGAGCUGAAAGAAAAAACCCUAUGGGCAAAGUUUGCUUUAGUAGCGCCGGUAAAACAGUGAAACCAACUGACGAGAAAUCUGCCAUGCUCCCUAGGGUCUUCAAGGAAACUUACUUACGCAUGUACUGGAAAAAAUCCUCUCUAAAAGGGAAUGGAUUCAAAGACGCAAAGGACUGGUUCACAAAUCUAAAAGAAUUCGAAUUGGCUGGAAAGCGAUAUAUCUUUCACAAACCAAAGCAAAAGAAAGUCCGGCGACUUGGCGCCAAGAACAAAGGAACUAGGCGUGCACCGCGCCACCGAUAAAGGGGCAAAACUAGCUCAGUAUAGUUUGGUUUCUUGUGCAACAUUUUACACGUCAUGUAUUGUCCUGAGCAGGAGUUAAACAUUUUUCAUGGUCAAGAAUAGUUAAAAUACGCCCAAAACUUGACGGUAGGAAAAUUACCUGUGUGAUUUUCUUCAUCGUCCUUUACAUCCUGUGGUAUGUAGGGCAGCAACCUGACUGAGCAAAAUAUUUAUUAUCUUUAUUAAAGGGUUUGGCAGCUCUCAGGGUUUUAUAAAGUAUGUGAUAAUUUGAAUUCGAAAAAAUGAGAGUCUUUGUGAAAUUUUAUUUUUGUCACUGAAUUGUUGAUUUUUAGUGGGCUUUUCAGUCAUGUUUCAGCGAUCAUCUAAACACCUGUUCAGGAAGAUUCAGCAACCCUUCCCUCUGUUAACAUUCAGAAACCUUUAAGUCAUGUUGUAGUGAUCUUUCAGACGAGUAUAUUGCAACUGUUUAUGGAAGUUUCAGUUGCGCUUUAGUCAACAUUCACUGUCACUUUAAUUUAUUGACUUGUUUUUUGUUUUACAAGACAAUUUUUGAAGAAAAGUUUCAACGCCCGCCUUAAGUAAACUUUUACUUUACUUUCUCUUAAACAUGCAUGACCGAAAUAAAGCUUAAGUGCAUAACUUUUGAUACUUAAACUUUAUAAACCUUAUAUAGGAAAUUAAAUAAUGAAUUGUUAACAUCACAAGAGAGCAAUAUGAAACAAAAUUUUGAAUGGUACAUUCACUGAUAACUCGUAGAAUUUUUUUGAAACUAAUAGGAGGAAAUAGUCUGAAAUUCUUUUAAUAGAUCUCAAGGUAAUGAAAAGGUUACUUAAACUGAAAUAAACUGCCACGUAACUGAAAGCCCUUUGGAGAAUUGCAGAAUACUGUAGAUUCCUUAUUUUACGCGAGUACUUUAUAUCGCAAAAUGGCCCUUAUGCGUCAAAUCGCGAGAACAAUAAUUCGCAAGUGGACGUUUGAUCAAGAGAUUUUACAUACAUUUCAGCACCAUAAAAAUAAAAGCGAGUAAUUUUAUUUUGCGAGUGGUGCUUCUCGCGAAAUUACGCGAUAAUUAAUUCCUUGUGUAUAUUUGGGAAUCCACAGUUGACAGUGAAUUUAACUGAAACUUGACUGAAUAGACACUGAAUGUUACUAAUUGGUAACUGUUUUAUGACUGGGUGGUAACUGAUAUGUGACUGAAGUGUAGAUGAAAUAUGACUGAAUGAACAAUAAAAUAUGACUGGAUGGUUCAGUUUGUGAAUUUUCUUUCGAGACUACCACGCUAACCAUUAGACUACACAAGCCCUGAUGAAUAGUGGCAUUUAAAUCAUGUUUGUGAUAUGACCCUUGACUUAUUGGACUUCAAGUAUUUCUCGAAAAGAUGCAAAUGUUAAUUAUAUCAUAAAAGUAUAUUUUUAAGGCAUAGUGGGUCUUUGCUCCAUAUUUUUGUUAACCAAAAAAAUGUAUAUUUUUAUGCAAACUUUGAGGAUUAACUUUACAAAAAAUGAAGCGAAGACCCACUCAUAUCGAAAAAUAGUGUUAUAGUAUGAGAAAAUGACUCUUUUUGCCCUCUUUAGUUUGUGUAUAACAUUUCAGAAGCAAAUAAUUUCAAUCUUUGUGAGAUUUUUGCAAAUUGUAGAGAUUUUACAUAAAGUAUAUUUUAAUGUUAGAUGAAAUAUCAAGGAAACAUUUGAUAAUAUUGAGAUUUAAUUUUUAACCUUAAUGUUUAUCACACUAUAGGCUUUUCACUCGUCAUGUUCACCCAUCUUUUUUAUAACAUUUUCAUCAUUAAUUGAAAUUAACCCAUGUUUUAUGUAUGCAAUAUGUGGUAGAUAUUUGUUUAUACUAGAACAGUUUAUUAAUUGUUGACAAAUAAAUCAUUGUUGGUUGUUUGACUGCCUCUAAA
Molecule: messenger RNA, 3571 nt
Organism: Saccostrea echinata
Lineage: Eukaryota; Metazoa; Mollusca; Bivalvia; Ostreida; Ostreidae
Product: deoxynucleoside triphosphate triphosphohydrolase SAMHD1-like
Exons: 16
Coding region: 151-1668 (505 amino acids)
Biological process (GO): dGTP catabolic process
Cellular component (GO): nucleus
Molecular function (GO): dGTPase activity
Source: RefSeq, a predicted model, not a curated record